AUGGUUGUUCAGUUAGUCCUAUUGUUAGUGCUGCUUACACAUCAACAAUUUUUAGGAAGUGCUUUUAGAAGUCCACCUUCACUCCUUCCCGGAUGGAAAACCAACACCAACCAAAACCCAAUUGUAGAAGAAAGCAACGCAACCUGGAUCGUUGAAGAAAACAGUGAAAGUAAUGGCGGCGGAUCAGAUGGGCAAUGGGGACAAGGAGGAGUCGUACAGACUUCAGACAACGGUGGCGGAUCAGAUGGGCAAUGGGGACAAGGAGGAGUCGUACAGAGUGAUGGCGGCGGAUCAGAUGAGCAAUGGGGACAAGGAGGAGUCGUACAGAGUGAUGGCGGCGGAUCAGAUGAGCAAUGGGGACAAGGAGGAGUCGUACAAAAUGAUGGUGAUGGUGAUGGUGAUGGAUCAGGAGUCCCAGACAGAGGAUCUCCACUUAAUGGUAACGGUGGUGAUUCAGAAGUCGUAAAAGAAAUUCUUGCAUUAGUCGACGAAGCAUUGCAGGACCAAGAACCACACGUUGAUACGCGGACAAUCGUCGUAAGCAAUCCGUUCCUUUCUCGCGAAAUGGCAUUACAAGAUCUUGAACGAACUAUGCAAGAAAUUACUUCCUUCAACCUAUGUUUUGAAAAUACCUUGAAUGAAGCUGUGAGGGACGAGUUGCAAGAGAACGGUUACAAUGUCGCCUCUACGACAAAUUACUUGAUUGUUUCGGGCUGGCACGAUCCAAUUAAAUGUAAUGCUGUUUUCAAUUUAAACAAAGUAAAACAGAAACGACGCCAAGUGGUACCGGACGGCUAUACAUGUUUGGAACAGAAUGGAAAAAUUGUGGGAAUAUGCGCAAUAUCUUGCUUCAGGGGUCGACGAUGUCCAGAAAUCUGCUCCCCAAACAAAGUUGUAGAUAUCCCUCAAAAAUUCCGCAAUUAUCGACUUACAAUUCGGUUUGUUAACGGAAUGGAAUCGAUCUCCGACGAGAAAUGGACGGAAAUUCUUAGUAGAGUGCAAAUCGCUUUGAAACAGGACAAAAAUAUGAAAACAUUUGAAAAGUUCUCAUCAAUGUUAGAAGGCAAUCCGUUCAUCAUUGAGUAA
Molecule: messenger RNA, 1086 nt
Organism: Necator americanus (New World hookworm)
Lineage: Eukaryota; Metazoa; Nematoda; Chromadorea; Rhabditida; Ancylostomatidae
Exons: 15
Coding region: 1-1086 (361 amino acids)
Source: RefSeq, a predicted model, not a curated record